Wallemia mellicola CBS 633.66 is the source of this 1628-nucleotide messenger RNA. RefSeq names its product NAD(P)-binding protein. The coding region runs from base 11 to 844 and encodes 277 amino acids. Gene Ontology annotation, molecular function: oxidoreductase activity. NCBI's taxonomy places the organism in Eukaryota, Fungi, Basidiomycota, Wallemiomycetes, Wallemiales, Wallemiaceae. The transcript has 7 exons. The record is from RefSeq and is a predicted model, not a curated record.
AGAACCGGUUAUGUCUGAUAAGCGAGCCACACUUCAAUUGCAGGAGUUAUAUAGCGUUAAAGACGCAAUAUGCGUAGUUACAGGUGGUGCUAGUGGGUUAGGACUCACGAUAUCGCAAACACUCGUGCAGAACUUAGCUAAAAAGCUCUAUAUUACAUCCAGGAAUGUUAACCAGCUUAAAGAAGCACAGAAAUAUCUCCAGAGUUUGAACAACAACUGCGUCGUUGAAUGUAUCCCUUCAAAUCUAUCCACAAAGUCUGGAGUUGAUACUGUAGUCGAUUACGUCAAAGCUAGAGAAAACCAAUUGGAUAUCCUAGUGAAUAACUCGGGUGUUACAUGGGGAGCAAAGCUCGAGGAUUUCCCAGAACAAGCUGGAUUCGAUAACGUCAUGGCACUCAACGUUAAAGCGUCAUUCUACAUGAUUGCAGGUUUGGCUAGUCUUCUAGCGGAGGGAAAGACAAAUACAGCACCAGCACACGUCGUGAAUAUCUCAUCAAUCGCUGGAUUGGCGACAACUGCUCAAAAUGGAGGCUUAACAGGUGGUGGAGUUGGUGUGUGGUCAUAUAAUGCUAGCAAAGCGGCACUUAAUUCACUCACGAAGACGCUCGCACAGACUCUUAGUAGGAGAAAUAUAAUGGUGAAUGCUAUUCUUCCUGGUGUCUUUGAGACACGUAUGACACGCUAUGGACUUGACAAGUAUAAGGACAAAAUCCUGUCUUCACAACCUACUGGUAGGUAUGGAGAAGGUCCAGACCUUGCUGCUACUUUACUCUUCCUCGUAAGCAAAGGUAGUGCGCACGUCACUGGAAAUCUCAUUGUUCUCGAUGGUGGUUCUACCCUCUAAGAUAUAUUGUAUUAACUUCAAUCAAAUGGCAUGUAUGUUACUUCACGUCACUUCCUUCUUUUUGUUGACCGAUGUUUAUCUGGCGACACCGACCAGCUCAGCUUUUGAGUAUACUCCGGUUGGUUUCUGCUCCCAUUGAUGCUUCGUUGAUGUCUUUUCGUUUGUAACUGGUGCUGGAACCUCCGUUGGUCCUUUCUUUGAGUUUAAGUUGCUAAGGUAUAAUGUCCAGAGAACACCACAUGAGGCUGUGAAAGGUACUCUGAAGGCUAAAGGACAAAAGCGGAAGUUGAAAAGCUGAAUCAAUGGCCAGACUUUCCAGUUAGCAAGUAUAGCAGGGACGAAUAAAUCGCUGUACUUGUUUUUCAAGUCUCUUGAAGUUUUUCCUUCCAAGAUACCGAUGAUUCCAAUGAAAGCCGUUAAACCUGAUGGUGCCAUUACAGCUUGGUCUACUCCAACCCUUGUGAAGAGCAUUCUGAGGCUUAUUGGUGAAUUCGGCAAUGCGCCCGCACGUCUAAGAGGAAAAGCACGCUCUAAAAACUUAUUCCAAUAGUUAAGUGGUGUUCCCAUAGCUGCACCGAAUAUGAAAAAGUUGACUGUUCGUCUUUUGUUCCAUAGUUUUUCAGAAUUUUCAUCCAAUUCAGGAUUAAUAGACUGGGCUAUACUAUCUGCUAAUGCAGAGAGUGUACCGUUUGUGAGUGAUAAUGUGAUAUUAGGUCUACGAUUGAAGGAUGAUUGAUAAGCUUUCGCGAAUGCUGCCAUUUUUAUAUCAACUUGGUUGUACUCC